Carassius auratus (goldfish) is the source of this 2140-nucleotide messenger RNA. RefSeq lists its product as uncharacterized. The record is from RefSeq and is a predicted model, not a curated record. The transcript is spliced from 8 exons. Lineage: Eukaryota; Metazoa; Chordata; Actinopteri; Cypriniformes; Cyprinidae. The coding region runs from base 138 to 1325 and encodes 395 amino acids.
UCAGAACAUUUCUCUUUAUGUUGUAAACAUUACAUUUACCUGUUACUGUUACCAUAACAUUUUUACCUGUUGUCAAGCUUGUCAAAAGAAUUCUGGAACAAAAGCCUGGAGGUGAGAAAAUCCUUGCAAAAUAUACAAUGACAGGAGAGAUGAAGGACCGAGCACGCCGUGAUCUCGUCAGCAUUGUUGUUGCUGAAAUGUUUGAAAAGUAUGGACGUGCUCCCCCUAUGGAUAAAAGAGCACAGUAUGCAUUGGGGAUAGUAACACUGUUCCCCUCUCUAAAAGAUCCCUACUCCAAAAAAGGCUAUGAACACUUUUUUGACAUAGACAGCAAUGAGGGCUACAUUGCCUGGAAGAUUAAAAACACACAGCGAGAACUCAGCAAUGGCGGUACCAAUGGGGGUAGGAGAAGGAGCUCUCACACUACAGGCAGCAGCGGACCAAACUUAGAGAGAGAAGUGACUAAAGUGCAGCAGUUGGAGGGAGACCAGUGUCGAGAGGCCAUAUCUCUACUGAAACACAGCACAGACAACGAACAGACCUUCAUGAAAAUGAGAGAAACCUUCCAGCACAGGCAAAAGUUGAUCCAUGAUCCUGAGCAAUGCAGCACAGUGCUUACUGUGUUCCCAAGGUUUCUUGACACAAAAGGCCUGGUGGCGCAAGACUUUGACCUGUUGUUUGGAGCUGAGACUUCAUCAAAACUCCUUGAGAAAUGGGAUUUCCUGAAGGCCAAAGUAAUAGAGCAAGCCAAGGACAUCAGCAAGACACCCCUGCUUGACCAUCUCAUCCAGUCUGCUGAGGAGAACACUGAUGAGGAUGACGAGGUCCCAGGUUGGGAUAGUGACAUGGCCUCACUGCUACUGCUGGUCUACCUACUGCCACCACCUCCAAGUGGAAAGAAGGGAGCUGUAAAGAUCAGUACCCGGGAAGCUGUGGACCAUGUAGUCAAAUUUCAUAAGUUGUCUGUUUGUCUUGCCAACGUAUUGGAGUUUGCAGGGACAUGUGCUAAGUCAUGUCGCAGCCUUCAGGAGCACUCUGGUCCAAACCAGCGGAGGCAGCCCUACAUCCUGGCAGUUGGGACGACAAGAAAGCACAUCCACGAGUUCUACAUUGCAUUGGAUGGUGAUCUCCUUCCCUGCAAGGGCAAGUCUUCCCUGUCAGCCUUUGAUGAACUUUUCAAAGCACAUUAUGUUUUCGGCAUCUCCUAUGACCAGGCCUUAAAUGGCAUGUACACAUUUGUGCAGACCACCAUCUACAACAUUGAUGUAGGUCAUUCUCACGAAACUCCCAGAGUCAAGGACCUAAGAGCUAAGCUCCUCAACUAAAGAGUUAUGAUGUUCAGAUGCUUUGUUUGCAAGUCUAGUUUUGUUACCGUUCAAAUGUUGAUCCGUCAUCUCAAAGUUUUCCAUGCCUUUUAUCCUGGUAAGAAGUUUCAGUUGAUGUGUGACCAGACUGGAUGCCACCAGAGAUUUUGGACUUUUUCAGGCUUUAGAAAACAUCUCCAUAACAAACAUAGCGCUAAAAGUCUAGAUCAAUUUGAGAACGAACCCGUCAUAGUUGACGUAUCUGAUGAACCCGUAGUUAAUUUAAUUCCAGAGCAACCAGAGAAUUCUCAAAGCUGUAAUGAGACCAGGCAACAUACCCAAGAAAUGUGUGCAUCCCUUAUUGCAAAUCUCCAAGGCUGUGGUGUGGCUACUAAUGUCAUAACGACUGUUGUUGAAAAUAUGGAGGAACUUGUAGAGGAAUUGCAUUCAAACGUUAAAGAUGAUGUUGUAAAAUUACUCUCUAACGAUGAGGAGAUCAGAACAAAGUUUGACGAUUAUUUUGACAACCUUGAAAAUCCAUUUAGCAAACUGAACACUGAGGCAAAAAGGAAAAAACAUUUCAGUGAGAAAUGGGGUAUUGUAGAACCUGUUGAGGUAGCCCUAGGAGUGAGGUAUGACACUAGAAGGAAUCGAACUACUGGCACAUAUGAUCAAGUUCCCAUAACAGACAAAUUUGUUUAUAUUCCUCUAUUGCAAACUUUGAAGUUCAUAUUCACCAACCAAGAGAUCUGUGAUCAUUUUGUGCAGCCUUGUGAGAAAACUGGGUUUUACAAAGACUUCUGUGAUGGUAACUAUUUUAGAGAUCACCCCCUCUU